AUGUCGAACGCCAGCAGUGCGAAAUUGCCGGAGCGCGGGCAACUAGUCCUCAUAUCGAGCCGAGGCAAUCAAGUUACGCUGCUGGUUGGGCCCGAUACCGUCGCCCGGCAAGAAUCCGGCCCCGUGAAAUCUAAGCGCAAAGCCGAUCUCGUCUACAGGACCGAAUGCGAGUACUUCAUACAACGAAACGGUCCCAGCAGGCGACUGUGUCACACAUCAAGCAUCGAAGUGGGAGCAGCUCUAGGCUGCAGCAUCGUCUUCAGCGGCGGGGGAGAGCCUUCUUCUUCCUCGAUCCUCUGGCACAUCGUUGCAUUUCUAGCCGGAGGUGCGCUUGGGAUGAUACUACACGACUUGCUUAAGUUGCAUUGA
Daldinia caldariorum is the source of this 369-nucleotide messenger RNA. RefSeq lists its product as uncharacterized. Lineage: Eukaryota; Fungi; Ascomycota; Sordariomycetes; Xylariales; Hypoxylaceae. The transcript has a single exon. Bases 1 to 369 code for a protein of 122 amino acids. The record is from RefSeq and is a predicted model, not a curated record.